CGGUUGUGGUGGCCUAAAGCCUUAUAUUCGUGUGUGUCGAUGGGCAGAAGAUAAACUAAAAACUCGAAGCAACCAGGAACGGUAAAGCAGUUGAUGAAGAUGCAUUCAGCGAUGACUCUUCGGCGGUUUUGCUGUUACAGUGUAGCUUCUUCAGCCAUUAACCCCACAACCCGCAAGAAGCAGCUUGUCUUCAUGGGUUCUCCACAGGUCUCUGCAUCUGUUCUCGAAGCUCUUCUUGAUGCAUCUUCAUCUCCGGGUUCCAUGUUUCAGGUUGCAGCAGUUGUUACUCAGCCACCUUCUGGAAGAGAUAGAGGUAGAAAGGUGAUGCCUUCCCCAGUUGCACAGCGAGCUCUGGAUAGAGGUUUCCCAUCGGAUCUCAUUUUCACCCCUGAACGAGCUGGAGAGGAAACAUUCUUGUCCAAUCUGAAAGCAUUGCAGCCAGAGCUUUGCAUUACAGCAGCAUAUGGGAAUAUUUUACCUAGCAAGUUUCUCAAGAUUCCAUCAUUUGGGACAGUCAACAUACAUCCAAGUAUACUUCCUCUGUAUCGUGGUGCUGCUCCUGUUCAAAGAGCUUUGCAGGAUGGUGUUAAAGAAACAGGAGUAUCACUUGUGUUCACAAUUCUUGCACUGGAUGCUGGACCUGUCAUUGCCUGUGAAAGAUUACAAGUAGAUGAUUGUAUUAAGGCACCUGAGUUACUUGCACUGCUAUUUGAUCGAGGGUCUAAACUUUUGAUCCAUGAACUUCCUUCAAUAUUAGAUGGAUCUGCAAGUGUGAGAGCACAAGCACAAGAUGACUCCAAAGCUACUUUGGCUCCUAAGAUAAUGCCGGAGGAGUCAUGGCUAUCCUUUGAUCAAGAAGCUUGGGUUUUACAUAACAAGGUUCGGGCAUUUGCAGGGUGGCCAGGCACCCGAGCCAAAGUCUGCAUCCUAGAUGGAAAUGAUCAUCAAAAUAACAUCUUAGAGCUUAAAGUUAUCACCACAAAAGUUUGUACAGACAAUAACACUCAGGUUAAUGACAAAGAUAUUGUCACUUUUGCUGGAGGUGCAUUGGUGUUUCAAUGUGGUGGGGAUACAGCGCUCGAGGUGUUAGAAGUUCAGUUCCCAGGUAAGAAGGUGGCGAGUGCAAAUGCAUUUUGGAAUGGCUUGCGAGGUCGAAAGCUGAAGAAGUUGUGAUAGAAGCAAGUCAUAAACUCACAAGGACAACCACUAGCUGAAGGUUAAGCAAUCUGAUUUGUAUUUUAUUUUCUAUUCUUUUGUUUUUAUUCAUCAUCUUAAAACUAUAUAUACCAAUUAAUCUUCCAAAGUUUUCUUUAGGAGAGUUGUGUUUUGACAGAGAGGUGCUUAUGCAAUUUUCACAUUUUGUAUUCUGAAAUUUAAUGUUUUGAUCUACUUCGGGUGAGAAAAUGCCGAAGGUUUGGUUCAUAUCUAAUCCACCAUUCCUAAGGUCA
Nelumbo nucifera (sacred lotus) is the source of this 1448-nucleotide messenger RNA. RefSeq names its product formyltransferase (gene PDE194). Lineage: Eukaryota; Viridiplantae; Streptophyta; Magnoliopsida; Proteales; Nelumbonaceae. The record is from RefSeq and is a predicted model, not a curated record. Gene Ontology annotation, biological process: conversion of methionyl-tRNA to N-formyl-methionyl-tRNA; biosynthetic process. Gene Ontology annotation, cellular component: mitochondrion. Gene Ontology annotation, molecular function: methionyl-tRNA formyltransferase activity.